CUGCCAGUCGGCGGUCGGCCGCUGCCCGGGCCGCCGUGCCGGUGGAUGUCAAAGGCUGAAGCGGCGGCGCCGCCACAGUAUAACUCGUGGGGGCUGCGCGGCGGCCAUGGCCACAGCCGCCUCCAACCCCUACAGCCUGCUCGGCUCCGGCUCGCUCGCCCAUGCGGACGGCGCGGGCAUGCAGCAGGGGAGCCCCUUCCGCAACCCGCAGAAGCUGCUGCAGAGCGAGUACCUGCAGGGCGUCCCGGGCAAUGGGCACCCGCUGGGGCAUCACUGGGUGACCAGCCUCAGCGACAGCGGGCCCUGGCCCUCGGCGCUGGCCGGCGGCCCGCUGGAGCAGCCCGACGUGAAGCCGGGCCGCGAGGACCUGCAGCUGGGCGCCAUCAUCCACCACCGCUCGCCCCACGUCUCCCACCACUCGCCCCACGCCAACCACCCCAGCGCCUGGGGCGCCAGCCCGGCCCACAGCGCCUCGCUGGCCCCCCCCGCAGCCGCUGCCGCCGCCGCCGCCGGGCAGCCCCUCAACGUGUACUCGCAGGCGGGCUUCGCGGUGGGAGGCAUGCUGGAGCACGGCGGGCUGACCCCGCCGCCCGCCGCCGCGCAGGGCUUGCACCCGGGGCUGCGGGGCGAGGGCGGCGGGGAGCACGGAGAGCUGGGCGGGCACCACUGCCAGGACCACUCGGACGAGGAGACGCCGACCUCGGAUGAGCUGGAGCAGUUCGCCAAACAGUUCAAGCAGCGGCGCAUCAAGCUGGGCUUCACCCAGGCCGACGUGGGGCUGGCCCUGGGGACCCUCUACGGGAACGUCUUCUCGCAGACCACCAUCUGCCGCUUCGAGGCCCUGCAGCUCAGCUUCAAGAACAUGUGCAAGCUGAAGCCGCUGCUGAACAAGUGGCUGGAGGAGGCCGACUCCUCCACCGGCAGCCCCACCAGCAUCGACAAGAUCGCGGCGCAGGGGAGGAAGAGGAAGAAGCGCACCUCCAUCGAGGUGAGUGUCAAGGGCGUGCUGGAGACGCACUUUCUCAAGUGCCCCAAGCCGGCCGCCCAGGAGAUCUCCUCGCUGGCAGACAGCCUGCAGCUGGAGAAAGAGGUGGUGCGGGUCUGGUUCUGCAACCGGCGGCAGAAGGAGAAGCGGAUGACCCCGCCGGGCGAGCAGCCGCAGCACGACGUCUAUUCCCACGGCGUGAAAACGGACACGGCCUGCCACGACCUCUGACCGGGGCUGUCCGGGCAGGCAGGACUGCGGGCAGCGCGGAUUUUCCGCCGGGGCUUUAACUUAUGGUUUCCGAGAGGCAGGAGACGCGGAGCGGGGGCUCCCCGCCCGCCGCCUGGGCAAUAUUUUUUCUCUCUCCGACCUUUCCGCUGAUCAGUGCACGGUGUUUACUCGCAGACAAGGUUUGGUUUCGGUCACGACUAAGACGAACGGGGAAAAAAAACAAAAACAAAACACACAUAAAACGGGGAAAAAAAAAAGGAAAAAAGAAAAAAAACUCAUGGGAAAAAGGAAAAAAAAAAAGAAAACCGACAGAAAAGGAAAGACAGAUGUGUGCCUAUGAAUAACCUUCCAGCGCCUUGGUUAUAUCAGCUGUAUUUCAGGUGAAUCUGUUUUACAAUAGACUAGUUUUGCAUUUUUAAAGACUUAUAUAGCGUUUUUAAAUGUCUGAGGUGUUUUACUACAAACUGUACACAAUAUUUGUGACCUAAUUUGUAUCGAAUUGAGCAGGCAAAACGUUUCUCCCUUCCCCACGCACCGGCAAUGUCACCCAGUGGGGACGGGGCAGGGCGGCUGCGGCCCUUCCCCCUCACCACCACCACCCCCCCUCGAGGAAUGGGGUUCCCCUCCGCGCCCGCGGAGACCCGCGCACCCCACUGCUGCCCGCGCUGUUCUGAAAAACGGGCUUAUUUGUUGCAGCUUUUCUCUUCCUUUUCCAAGAGCUUCCCAACACCGUAAACCGGCCGGGUUCCGAUCCUGACCUCUCCCCUCUUCUCCCAAGGAAAAGAAAAAUAAUAAAAGUAAUUAUUUAAAAGAGAUUUAUCCGAAAUUAAGCACCGCAAACAAACCCGUGGCAUUUGCCAGUCGCUUUCUUUCCGAAGAUGAGUUGGGCUUUUUAAUCAGCGCCAGACUGAGAGGUCUGUAGUAAAACACCUUUAUACUCCUGCGCUUUGGCUUCGGAAAUCGGUUUCUCUGUAUUUUGUUUCGAUAGUGAAGAGGAAUGGGGGGGUGGGGGGUGGCUCAUGAUUUCUUUUUGGAGGGGAGAGGGACAGCAAACACCCGCAUUUGGUUCACGCUGAGCUUAUUUCCGCGUCACAGGGAGAUGCUGGAUUUGUUGAAAAGCUUUUAUUAAGAAAAACAAAAACAAAACACCGCAACCACGAACAGGGAGGAAAAAACAAAACAAAG
Pezoporus occidentalis (night parrot) is the source of this 2401-nucleotide messenger RNA. RefSeq names its product POU class 3 homeobox 4 (gene POU3F4). Gene Ontology annotation, biological process: brain development; regulation of transcription by RNA polymerase II. Gene Ontology annotation, cellular component: nucleus. The transcript has a single exon. Bases 107 to 1216 code for a protein of 369 amino acids. The record is from RefSeq and is a predicted model, not a curated record. Gene Ontology annotation, molecular function: DNA-binding transcription factor activity, RNA polymerase II-specific; RNA polymerase II cis-regulatory region sequence-specific DNA binding. Lineage: Eukaryota; Metazoa; Chordata; Aves; Psittaciformes; Psittacidae.